CCUCCGGGCGCUUGGGCCGGCGCCGAGCGAAGCGGGGCUGAGCGCUGCCCGCAGCCGCUCCCCGCACCGGCGGCAGCCCUGCCGAAAUGGGGCUGGUUUCAGAAGAUGCAGUGCACUAGAUGUGGUGUUUGGAACAGCAUUAGUCAUGGCAUCAGAACUAUGUAAAACAAUCUCUGAGGCAAAGUUGGAAAGGCACAAGAACUUGUUCUUAAAUUACCGAAACCUCCAUCACUUCCCUUUGGAGUUACUGAAAGAUGAGGGACUGCAGUACCUGGAGAGGCUUUAUAUGAAAAGAAAUUCCCUGACCACAUUGCCAGAAAACCUUGCACAGAAGCUUCCAAACCUCGUGGAAUUGUACCUUCAUUCAAAUAACAUAGUUGUUGUACCUGAAGCCAUUGGCUCCCUCGUUAAACUGCAGUUUCUGGACCUAAGUGAUAAUGCCCUCGAAAUUGUGUGUCCAGAGAUUGGCCGCCUGAGAUCUUUACGUCAUCUUCGCUUGGCUAACAACCAGCUGAAAUAUUUACCUGCAGAAGUUGGGGACCUGAGGGAGCUGCAGACGCUGGACAUUUCAACCAACCGUUUGAUAACGUUACCUGAAAGGCUGCACAUGUGCCUUUCACUGCAGUACUUGACUGCAGACCGAAACCACCUGUGGUAUGUGCCCCGCCACCUGUGCCAACUACCAAGCCUCAAUGAGCUCUCCAUGGCUGGAAACCGCCUUGCAUUUUUGCCACUUGAUUUAGGUCGUUCUCGGGAGCUGCAGUAUGUGUAUGUGGAUAACAACAUCCACCUGAAAGGCCUUCCGUCUUAUCUGUAUAAUAAAGUCAUCGGUUGCAGUGGUUGUGGUUCUCCAAUUCAAGUUUCAGAGGUGAAGCUACUCUCUUUUUCAUCGGGCCAGUUAACUGUGUUCCUGCCAGCAGAGGUGAAGUCUAUAGGGACAGAAACAGAUCGUGUGCUGCCUUUGCAAGAGCUGGCCAUGAGGACCCUAUAUAGCACCUACUACAGGUUUUUGAAAGAUUUGAACUUUCUGACUCCAAUCUCACUACCUAAAAGCCUCUUGGAAUUGCUGCACUGUCCCUUGGGACACUGCCACCGCUGCAGUCAGCCUAUGUUUACCAUUGUCUACCCAAAGCUCUUUCCCUUGAGGGAAACUCCAAUGGCAGGAUUGCAUCAAGGGAGGACAACUGUUAGUUUUGUGGCAUACUGCUGCUCCACCCAGUGUCUGCAGACUUUUGACCUACUGAGUUGAUAAACAUUUAGAACUACUCAGGAGUGCUGCCAGUUUAAAGCUGCAUUAGACGUCGUAUCCCAUUGGUACUGGAAUCCUGUGUGCGUGCCUGUGCCAAAGCAGCAGAAGUGCCUGGUUGGGAACACUAAGAGGCACUUAAAUCCUGCCCUAUCAAAUUUGGAUGAAGUGCACAAACUUUUCAGAAGUGUAAAUACCAAGCUUUUAAAAAGCAUUAACUUCUCUCUCUUCCAGGACAGCAUGCAAACCAAACAAAUUCACAAGCUCUGACUUCAGGAUUUCCAGUAUUCUUCAAAUGUGGCUGUCUUCAGGUUGCAUCAUUCGAGGCCAUUUUGAUUCCUCUAAUGGGGGAGGGGGAAAGUUCAAUUAUGACAAGUUUUCCCUUACUGCUUCCCCAUCCUCUUCACCCCUGCUUCAGCUGGAUUCAGGUCUAAAGAUCAAGCCUGUGGGAGGUUUCAAUGGAUCCUAGUGACUUUCCCAUAGAAUUUAUCUUUAUUUUCUCCCUCCCAUCUUAAUAGUUUCCCUGGAAGAGUUACUGCAGUUGUAUACCAAACCUUUCACACUUAUCUGUGGUAUUUAAAUCCACGUAUUACAAGCAGGUCUUUCUUUCUGGUAUUAUUAGAAACCACACUGAUUUAACUGGAGUAACUGGGAUAUGUCUGGAAACUAAAGACCCUGUUUCAGUGAAGAAGGCUGGUGCCAGCACUGAGUGGUCUUGAUCCAGCAUGUUUGAGGGAGUGUUUUCUUUAUUUUCAUCACUCAAGAUCUUUAUUUUUAAAAGCACUUCCUCUUUUGCUUCUCUGAACUCUUCAGGAAGAGGAUGACUUUAAGUAUCAAUUUCACUUGAACAAAACAAACCAGUAUUAUGGUAGCAAAUAUUUAUCUAUAUUUAUUUUUGCAGUUGCAGAGUGUAGAUCUGGAAAGAGUUGGUCUUCAUCUUUUUUCUAGAUUCAGCAUUGAGCUGGUUUUUGGAAGUGUCAGUGGAGGCUGGAUGGAAAUCCAGAGGGAGGUAUGUGUAUCACAUUCACAUAUGCACACCUAGGUAUCUUUACAGAAGGGCUGCAACACUUAUUUUCCUCUGUUAAAGGCAGGUUUUGUGUAAAUUCCCACUCACUGUUUUAUUUGUGGGAAUCCUUUUUUUCCUUAGAUCUUCCUCAUUUCAAAUAAAGGACAAGGGAUAGGGAAAAAGGGCCCAAAAUUGCCUGCAGGACUUAAAAUUCUAAUUUUGUACCAAAACAGUUUAUACAAAAUUAGCCCCUCCUGACUUCUUUUAGAACAUAGCAUUUUUUUUUUCAUAUAAUAUGUUCAUUUAUUACAUUCUAUUUCUUAGUUGCAAACUACUUGUUGAUUUAGCACAGUGUGUUGCUCUGUGCAGUAGGUAGUUACAAGCUGAAAUAGAUAUGAAUGAAACAGUUUGUUAUAAAAAUGGCAAGAUAAAGAGACUUAUUUGGUAGUGUAUUAGCAUAUGUUGUGGUGAGGUGUGCUUACUUCGAAGGGAGCAGGCAUUAAAAUGUUUUCCUUUUGCCAAAGAAGCAUUUGUUCCCGCUGCAGGCUUCCUGGCAUCUCCUCAAUAAAUAGAAUAUCUUUAAGAGCUUAUAAGAGUACCAAAAAGGCAGUUUUGAGGGUGGAAUUUUUAGGUUGUGCUUGUUACUUGUAAAAGCUUUGCUGGUUUUAUUGGGUUGGUUUUAGAGAGUUGAAUUAGCAUUAAGAAAUGUAGAACUUAAUCCUUCAGGAAUGCAAGUAUCAUCUACUGUUUAAGAAUUGUGAAACUUUCUAAAAUAAAUCCCAUUUAUUAAAUCUGCUUUGCAGUAGGGGAAAGAGCCAUGUCCAAGCAGGCUUUGUGCGAUUGGAUUUCUGACUCUUGUCAUUGCACUCAUUUGUUUCAGUGUUGGUAUCCCCAACAGGCCUUCCUACCCAACAGGGUUUGCUGCUGAAACAGCGAAAUCAAUCUUCAGCUUUUUCUUUCCUUCAGUACUACACAAUUGACAUGUAUUUGCUCAUGUACAGUCAUACCUUUGUCAGAAGUGUGCGAGUGUAGUGCAGACUCCCGUUUAUUGAAAUGGAAGAUAAGAGAACUAUGGUAGUGUUACAAAUACUAAUUUUUGAUACAGUACACUGAUCCAGAAUUUUUGGUAUUUUUACUGUGGCUUCCUCUGUUUUUGAAGGAGCUGUUUGGUUGGAAGUUUUUGUCUUCUUUCUAUAGCAACUUAUGGGCUUUAAAACACAGUUAAAUCUCCAAAUUAAAUCUUUACAUCAAGUAAAAGACAUUGGUGUUUGUUUUACUGGGAGUCAGACAGUAAAAUAGUAUAAGCCAGUAAGAGUGGAGCUUGAUUCUUUUCUUUUUUUAAAACUGUUUCUUUCUUAUUUCCACAAUCUAUUUUCUACCAAGUGCAUAUCAGUCUCUUUAUUAUUGUCUACAAGUGCAGUUCAGACGAAAUUCUAGUCUCUUCUAUAAGUGGGUUGAAUCUUAACUAACAUUUUAAUAGGUGAUAUUUCAAGAAAGGAAUGUUUGAUGAAUAAAUUUCUUACAUAAGCAAUUGAUGCUGAAAUGUCAUACCCUAUUUUUAUAAAACAAGGAAGAGGAAAGCCAAGAUACAGACUGAAAAUGCAGCUUAAAUUCCUGUUUCUCUGGUUUAUUUUCUUUCUAUGCGAACAGUGUUUGUAUUCAUCCCUAUCAUUGGCUGAUAUUGUUCAAGAUUAAAAUAACUCCAUUCUCACUUGUCCAAAAUUUUCUAAAGUUGUUGUACUGUUAAGAGUAUUUCAUAAGUAGCUAACAUGAGAGCCAGCUGUGCAAGUUGCAGCGAGUAGAGGGAGCUUGUUCCUGAUUGAACUGUGCAUCACUUGUUUUUCAAUAGGAGGUGUCACAAUGCUUGGACUUCCUUUAGUAUGUUUUAUUUCUAGGUAGUUUUUGAUUGCUUGCUUUUCUUCAUCAGGUUCACACUGAGAGAUUUUUUUCCUGCAAAAAGUUUGCUUCCAGCAGUUGAAAAAAAAAUCACCGUUUUGAAACUGAUUUUUGUCACAAAAGUAGAUCUUUAUUUUGCUUAGGGUGUGAAGAGAAGUUUCUGGUGAGGGGUUUUUUGUCAUUGUUUUGGUGCUUUUUGUAGACAUUAUGAAGAAGACAUUACAGGAAAGAAAUGAGAGAAAGUCUUUAACCUAUUGUUACUGUUAUAAAAUUUCUCAGAAUAUUGAUUAAUUGCUAAUGUGAUUAGGGAGCGUGGUUGUAAUUUUUGCCUGUUGUGAUGACAUGCACCAUGUUGAUAAAAUUGAGACCCUAGGACUUAGAGAUAAUUUUUUGUUCUGCCACAAAGGAAAGAGGAACCUCUGGCUUUGUUUAAAAAUACUACUAGAGUGAUUUCACUGUGGACACUUCCAUUUGGAGCACUGUUCUUGGAAGCUUCCUGUUAUUCCUCCAGAGGGUCAGAAAUACAAAUGCCUUCUUUCCUGUUCGAAGAACAAGGUCUAAUAUCAAGAAGUGUGUAUUUUUCUGGUUUGGCCUGAUGCUUCUCUUGGGCUCUUACUGAAGUUCAUUACAAACCUUCUAUUUACUUCAUUGCGGUGAGGUUAAGAUCUUACACUGAGUGGAGCGGAGCUGUUUAUUGCCAAGUUGGCUUCAAUUCUUAUAGAUCAAAUUCUGCUGAAUCCUUUUUUCUGGCAUGAAAGCAGGACGAGACCGUCCUGAGACCCAUGUGGUAACGGCGUGUCAGGUUUUACUGACAUCACAGCCAAGCUGAAGACUGGACAGUGACAAACCUUUCACUAGAGAGGAUGACAUUUUAGGUUUUUUGAAGGCCACUGCAGCCCCAUCAGAGUACCACUGAUAACAGAAGAACAUUUCUCUUGAUAUCAGGAGAGAAUGGAUCAAGUUUUAAUUGCUGAGAGAAAAGAAUGUGUUUCCCAGAACUUUUCUUGCAAGAACUGCAACAUUGACACUGAAGUCCAUACCUGCUGCUAGGCAGCCUCUGUAUCUGCAGCUGAACUUACAUAAUUCCAAGACCUAACUAUAUCUUUGCCUCUUACCUCCCUCUUAGUACUACUCACAUUGUUGCAAAAUAUUAUAGUUAACCUGUGAUGGAAGAGGCUGAGUAAAUUUAAUCCAGGGUUUUUACUACUUUUUGUAUUACAGACCUAUUUUGUAAGAGACCAAAGGUCUGUUGGGAAGAAAUGGCCAAGGUUCAUGUGAAGUCUUCAUUGCUUUUGCUUUUAUGUGCCCUUCUUUGGAUUACAACUUGAACUUGGAUUGCAAUGGAGUUUGUUCUGUGUCUGUUGAGAGCAUAUGUGUAUUGCUUUUCUGCUGUGCAUUAACCAAGUGUCACUUAGUGUGAAGGUGAGCUCGGUAGAUUUUUAUUUCAUGUUAGUGGUGCAAUUUACUAUACGUGCUUGUUAAUAAACUAUAUUUUUGGAUAGAA
Pogoniulus pusillus (Red-fronted tinkerbird) is the source of this 5652-nucleotide messenger RNA. It is a transcript of the gene LRRC28, whose product is annotated as leucine rich repeat containing 28. NCBI's taxonomy places the organism in Eukaryota, Metazoa, Chordata, Aves, Piciformes, Lybiidae. The transcript is spliced from 10 exons. The record is from RefSeq and is a predicted model, not a curated record. Gene Ontology annotation, molecular function: protein binding. The coding region runs from base 146 to 1249 and encodes 367 amino acids.